AUGUUGACAACAUUGCUGGUUUACCAUGUGGCAGAUGAGAGUGAGACGCAAAAGGAAAAGGGAGAACUUGACACAGUGGGAGAGGUCAGAUGUAGUAAGAGUAACACAAAAUUUCCCUUGAUUGAAAAUAUAUCGAGGAAGGAUUCUAAGGUCUUAUUGUUCUUGUUUAGGAAGCCAAGGAGGGAAAGAUAUGAGUACAGGAGAGAAGUUGCUCGCAGUGGGGAGUUUGGAGUUUCCCAUGAGGAUAUCCAAUGUCUUUGCCCAAGAAUCCCAAUUUCUGCAAAGGAAAAGGCCAGGUCAAGUGAGGGUCCAUCUGAUGUCCAAAUUUCAGUGGCAUCAACCAUAGUUGACUGCAGGCUGCAGAGGUUCCACAGGCGUUUGAAGCAUUGCAUUGAGAUUUUCAUCCCGUUACAUGAUGACAUCGCAAACCAUGGGUUUUUCUUGGUUAUCAAACUAAGGAGGAAAAUUGCUGAGUUGUGGGAUUGUGUGCCUGAAUGCAUGUCAUUAACCAGACGACUUGAGAUAGCAAAAACUCUGUAAGGGUUGCGUUAGUAAGUGUAGGAUUUCAGUUGUGUUUAUCUGCUCAUUUUGUUUGUUUUUUUAUUUAAAAUUUAGAUGCAUCUGCUACAGAAGGUGUUGUAAGUGCAAUGACAAAGUCUUCGGAUGUUUAUUACAAUUUUCCCUCAUUUCGCAUCUCAUGUCCAGAAGGUAAUCCAACUACAGACAACAAAUAUGACAGUGGUAUCUACAUCAUGAUGAAGAUGAAGUGUUAUUCAGAUAAGUUCUUUGAAGGGGUGCGUUUUUUCUGAUAAAUCCUGUAUGGCACCUGACCAGUUGAUAAUCACUACAAGUUCAUUGGAGUAAUUUAAAUUUUUGCUUGUACGAACCGUUCAAUUCGGAAGAGAUGCGGUCUGCAUUUGCUCUUGAAAUUGUUAAGAAUCCAAACAAUGAACUAUUGAAAUCAGUUAUUGCAGCUGCCGUAAAAGGUAAAGGACAUGAAGAAUGUACUUAUAAUUCUGCAGAGACCACUAAACCGAAUGCGGUUAUUUCCACGCAUUGUGACACAACACUGGGCAUAAUCCGUCAGAGAUAGGUCUGCAGAGCACU
Molecule: messenger RNA, 1107 nt
Organism: Argentina anserina (silverweed cinquefoil)
Lineage: Eukaryota; Viridiplantae; Streptophyta; Magnoliopsida; Rosales; Rosaceae
Exons: 5
Coding region: 1-540 (179 amino acids)
Source: RefSeq, a predicted model, not a curated record